AUGCCAAAUAUUCCGGUUCUCUGGAUGCAACAGAAACACCUGGGCCAUUAUCUCUCACCACUUUCCCUUUUUCCAUUUCCUUAUUUUCCUUUUUACGUUACUGUUGUUGUUUUAUUUUUACUUCCAGUUCAGCUCCAGCUCAGUGCGGAAGACGUGGGCGAGGUCUAUAUAAAGAGCACGGCGUCGGGGCAGUACCUGGCAAUGGACCCCAACGGGCUCCUGUACGGCUCGCUACCAGGCGAGGAGUGCCUGUUCCUUGAGAGGCUCGAGGAGAACCAUUACAACACAUACAUCUCCAAAAAGCACGCAGACAAGAACUGGUUCGUCGGGCUGAAGAAAAACGGGAACAGCAAGCUGGGGCCGCGGACUCACUAUGGGCAGAAGGCGAUCCUCUUCCUCCCACUGCCAGUGUCGGCCGACUGAUUCCCAUCCCACAGCUCACAGACACCCCGCCCCGGCGCCGGCCGCCCACCCCUGCUGCCCCUUCCUGGUGUUCCAAUGAAGAGCCAAGCGUUAGAGCCCCGAGCCGUAGGUAAAGGCUUGAACCAAACCAGACCCCAGCUGCUCAGCCCUGCAUGACCCUUCGCAGUGAUGACGAGGAGCAUCGAGGACAGCCGUGCACCGUGGAUGCGUGGCUUCCAGCCCAGCUGCAGCUGGAACCCAGCACCCCCAGUGCUCUGUGUUACCCCAUUUAUCCAUCCACGUACGUCGCUGCCACAACACCUUCGAGCAACUUCAAACUGCAUCGCUGUUCGUGUUACUGAGCAAAAAGCUUGCAGAUAACUUCACCAUACUAAGCCAAGCUAAUGCCAGCCAGAAGCUCCAAGUCCUCAGCAUCUUAACCUUCCUUAGAAUAUUGCUGUACCUCAUGCUAAUAUCUGCCACGUCAUUUGUAUUUAUUUAUUAAGUAAAUCUGUCCUUUCCACAAUCCCUUUGUAAGUGCACGUGGGCACUAAAUGCCCUGACGCUGUCCUGGAGAUGCUGGAGCAGAGCAGGAGCAGCAGGAGUGCUGCAGAUCAUGUGGCUGAGGGAGAUUCCUCCUGGGUGACAGCUGGGCUGGGGACACAAAGGCAGAGCUGCAUGGCUCCUGAAUGCUCUUUUCAGUGCUUCCUUCCCUACAGCCCCUCCUGCUAGGCCUGGCUUCCCGUAUUGGACAGCAAAGGGAAAAAGGCAGUUUGGUCCAUAGAGUAACAUAACAGUGAUAAACAUUCCAUUUUCAAAUAACAAUUCUAGGUCAGUGGUGAAAAGCUCCUCUUCUGAUUAGAAAAGAUGGAUAAUUGCAUUUAUUUUACCUUUAUUUUUGUAUAAUAAAUCUUUGGAAACUGCA
Messenger RNA from Meleagris gallopavo (turkey), 1327 nucleotides. It is a transcript of the gene FGF1, whose product is annotated as fibroblast growth factor 1. The record is from RefSeq and is a predicted model, not a curated record. Lineage: Eukaryota; Metazoa; Chordata; Aves; Galliformes; Phasianidae. Gene Ontology annotation, molecular function: growth factor activity.